CGUACCCUUUCUUACUUCCCCUUCCCCCUGUUUCACUACACUUAGUACCACCUUCACUCAACACAACUUCAUAAAACGGUCGAUACAACCAAACAUUAACUUCGUUUCAACAAACACAUGUCUCACUCACUCUCUACUUUUCGACUCUUCAAACCAUAACCAUCUUCAAUUUAAACUAUAAAGUUUUUUGCCAAAAGAAUCUGACAUUAUUGAAGCUCAGGGUUUGCAAGCAUAGCAAGGGUGCAUUCAUAUUUCAAGGUGUGAGGCCCAAAUUAUUCACCCGUUUUCCCUUUACUGGAUUGGAGGAAGUUAAGCUAUGCAGACCCCAAAGACAAGAAGUGGCUCUUCUGAAGUGCCACACAAGGUUUCUCCACGUUCUAUACGCCAACUCAAGACAACUACUAGACUAGACAUUGAUUCUGUAUCUUCUUCUUCUUCUUCAAGUCAAGCUAAUAAUACUAAAAUAUCAAAGGAAAGAAGUCCCAAAGUUAUUGAUCGUAGAUCACCCAGAAGCCCAGUUCCUGAGAGGAAGCGACCUAGCCGAAUAUCUGAAUUGGAAUCUCAAAUUUCACAACUUCAAGAUGAAUUAAAGAAGGUGAAGGACCAGCUUAUUUUAUCUGAAUCAUCCAAGAAAAAAUCUCAGCAAGAUGCUGAGGAAUCCAAGGAGAAACUCUUAACACUAUCCGCAAAACUCGAAGAGUCUCAAAACCAAUAUAUAGAGCUUGUUGCUACCGGAGAAGCUCGCGAUGUCGAGCUCCAGAUAAUCGAAGAAGAACGCGGUCGGGCCUGGCAAUCCGAACUCGAGUCCUCCCAACAGCAUCUCUCAGUUGACUCAACUGCAUUGGCUUCUGCAGUGAAUGAAAUUCAGCUUCUCAAAGAACAACUUGAAUUAGUAGCUAAUUGUGGAAGUGUUCUUCAAACUCAAUACACAGAAUCGGCAGAUAAAGAGCUACUAAACUUGAAGCAAAACUUAUCAGAAACUCUUUCUCUGAUGGAGUACAUGAAAAACCAGCUCAAAAUUUCCAAAGAAUCUGAAGGUGAGGCUCAAGCUUUUGUAGAUGAAACUUCGUUGCAACUCGAGGCUGCAAAAAGAACUGUUGAUAUUCUAAGGGCUGACGUUGCGAAAGAUGUAGAUGGAUACAACUCCAUUGCUUUGGAGUUAGACCAAUCUAGAGAAAGGGUGAACACAUUAGGGAAACUUGUUAGCAAACUUAAGAUCGAUAUCAAUGAUAAUGAAUCGAUUCGUUCUGAGUAUUUUGUGGAGGAUCACAAAUUUGUUGAAGAAGGAGAGGAUCCUAAUCAGAUUAAAGAAGAGAUUUGUUCUUUGAAAUCCGAGGUUGGACAGCUGAGAUCUGCUAUAGAGGCGGCCGAGACUAAACACAAAGAAGAACAGAUUGAAAGCACGACGCAGAUAAGAAAAGCGUACGAGUUGAUGGAGCAGAUAAAAUCUGAAUCAAGUCGGAGACAAUGUGAAUUGGAGGCUGAAUUACAAAGAACAAAAACCAAUAUCGAAGAGUUGAAGGCGAAUCUAAUGGACAAAGAAACCGAGUUGCAAGGUAUCAUGGAAGAGAAUGAGAAUUUGAAUUUGAAGCUUGAAAAUAUCAUGAUGUCUCAAAAGGAAAGUGGAUUUAGAAAAGAAAUUAAAAAGUUAGAAGAAUGUGUUGCUGAAUUGAAAGCUGAUAUGAUGGACAAAGAAACAACAUUGCAAAGCAUAUCAGAAGAGAAUGAGAUGCUGAAGUUAGAAAUCAGCAAAAGUUGUGGCAAAGUGAGAGAAGAAAUAGAAGAAGCUAAGGCUGCAGAGCGCGAGGCGGUAGCAAAACUCGGGAUUGUGAUGGAGGAAGUUGACAGAAGCAACCGAAAGGCGGCGAGGGUGACUGAGCAGUUAGAAGCGACACAAUCAGCGAGCUCGGAAAUGGAAGCAGAACUUAGAAGGCUUAAGGUACAGUCUGAUCAAUGGAGGAAGGCUGCGGAGGCGGCUGCUGCUAUGCUUUCGGCCGGAAACAAUGGGAAGUUAACUGAGAGAACUGUGUCUUUGGAUAAUAGCUUUAAGUGCUCACCUUAUGCUGAAGAUAUUGAUGAUGAUUUUCAGAGAAAGAAAAAUGGUAAUGUGUUGAAGAAGUUUGGAGUGUUAUGGAAGAAACCUCAAAAAUAGUGACUUGUUGAUUCAUAACUUUAUAUGUUGUUAUGAUUUUGUGUUAUGUGUUUUUCUAAUGUUUAUGUUUUUUUGCAAUUGUGUAGACUCACAUUUGUAUUGUUGCAUUGUAAAUCUGUAUGUGACUGAAGACUGUUUGUUAUCUCUUACUUGAAAAAUUGGCAUUUAGCUUUUGAAUGAAUUAAGAUAUCUUUGCAUAA
Messenger RNA from Cicer arietinum (chickpea), 2352 nucleotides. Its product is annotated as interactor of constitutive active ROPs 3. Lineage: Eukaryota; Viridiplantae; Streptophyta; Magnoliopsida; Fabales; Fabaceae. The record is from RefSeq and is a predicted model, not a curated record.